This is a messenger RNA of Bicyclus anynana (squinting bush brown), 1307 nucleotides long. RefSeq names its product alaserpin-like. Gene Ontology annotation, molecular function: serine-type endopeptidase inhibitor activity. The transcript has 9 exons. The coding region runs from base 74 to 1273 and encodes 399 amino acids. NCBI's taxonomy places the organism in Eukaryota, Metazoa, Arthropoda, Insecta, Lepidoptera, Nymphalidae. The record is from RefSeq and is a predicted model, not a curated record.
UGAUCACAUAAAUAGCAACCAAAUCUCCGUUCAUUUUAGUCUCAAAUCUGAAUCCACGCACGGCGGUGGCAAGAUGGAGCAAUUAUUUUAUAUGUUGUGCAUAUUGCCAGUCACUGCAUUGGCAAUGUCAAACGGGAUAACCACAGAGACAUUACUUCAAGACAGCAGUAAUGAAUUCACAGCAAGAAUGUUCACUGAAGUUACGAAAGCGAAUCCCAAGACGAGCGUCGUCCUAUCUGCAAUAUCUGUUAUGACACCUCUUGCUGUAUUAGCGUUAGCGUCGGUUGGUGCAUCACACGAUGAACUUCUAACAGCAAUCGGAACACCUAGUGAUGACAUUGCAAAAACAGUUUUUCCAUAUGCAAACAAGGAAUUGAAUGCCACUGAAGGAGUCACACUGAACAUAGCUAGUAAAAUUUUUAUUGGAAAGCAUUAUGAGUUAAAUGACAACUUCGUCGCUGUGGCAAAGGAUGUUUUUGAUUCCGAAGUUCAAACUAUAGAUUUUCAAGAGAAUGUAAAAGCAGCUACAGAAAUUAAUACCUGGGCCGAAGAUAAGACAAAUAAUCGCAUUACGAAUUUAGUCGACCCUAGAGGCAUCAAUGGAAAUACUAAAGCUAUUUUAGUCAACGCCAUUUACUUUAAGGCUGCAUGGGCAGACCCAUUUGAAAAGGACUUGACGGAGGUUAAAGAUUUCCACGUGACCGAAAAUAAUGUGAUCCAAGUUCCUAUGAUGUUCCGGAAAGCGUUUUUCUAUUAUACAGAAAGUGAAGAACUGAAAUCUCAAAUAAUUGAAAUUCCAUACAAUCUAUAUGGAUCUUUUCUAUUCGUUGUGCUUCCGCGUGAAAUUAACGGUAUUGCGGAGUUAUUAGAAAAGUUAAAAGACCCAAAUAUUUUAGACAACGUCUGGAAAAAACAUGAUAGAUCAGAAGUAGAACUGAAAUUACCGAAGUUUAAAAUUGAAACUACUACUAAUCUGAAAGACGUUCUCAUUAAAAUGGGUGUCACAAAAUUGUUUGACCCAGUCGAAGCUAAAUUAAAAAACCUGUUGAAAGACGAUGAAGGUUUGUUCAUAGAUUCGGCUAUACAGAAAACAUUUUUGGAAGUUAACGAAGAUGGCACUGAAGCUGGAGUUGUAAACGAAUUCGCUGGUCCUGGAGGUGCCUUUUCCUUCGACCCACCACCGCCAAUAGAUUUCAAUGCUAAUAGACCGUUCUACUACGCUAUUAAAGUUAACUCAUUGACUUUAUUCAACGGAGUGGUGUACGGAGCUUAACGAAUCAAAUACUGAAUACAUUCAGUCGUUCAUC